GGGAUUUUCACAUUAUCCGCGGCGGUAUUUUGGCCCAGACGAUGGCAUAAAAAAAGUAUAUGUAUAUAUAUAUAUAUAUAUUUCACUCGGGGAAAGUAAUUUAAGAUUCUCUUUUUUGUAUAUAUAUAUAUAUAUAUAUAAAUAUAAUGUUGAUCUCAAUGUGUCUCGACAAUGAAUAUUUUCCCAUGAUCUAGAUUUUGUUGAAAAUCUAUAAUAAUCUCAAAUCAAAAAAGUGCGAAGUUUCAAAAUAUAGGAAUUAAUUAUGAAUCUUUGUCCUGAUUUUUUGAUACUUGAAAGUUCGGUGAUUCAUAUUUUCAUUUUAAAAGUGCGGUGUAAAUAUUUUGCGAUAUAAACAAAAUAGAAAAGAGAAUUUAUAGCAAAAAAAAAGGCGAUGAUCCAGAUUUUUUACGUUUGUGGUGUUUAAUAAUAUUUGAAGCUGUCAAAUAAAAAAGAAAAUGGGUUUUUCCACGAGCCUACAGGGCCAGGCUUCUCAUGAGGCUCUUUUGGGACGCCAGGAAGCUGAAAUUAAACUUUUGGAGACAAUGCGCCGGUGUCUUGCAACAAAAGUUAAAUCUGAUCGCGAAUAUGCUUCAACUAUUUCUUCCUUAACUGUUCAGGGCAGAAAAAUCGAACGAACCGAGGAACUUAUUGGAAGUAUGAUCGCUCAGGGUUGGCGAGAAAUAAUGGACUCUAUAGAUCAAACAGCAAAACUUAUAAAACAACAAGCCGACACAAUGGAAAAUAUUGUUGUUGAUAAUAUUAGCUUUCUUUAUUCAGAGCGUAGACGUGCAAGAAAAUUGUAUCAAGAAGAACAGACUUGGUUAAAUAAUCAAUUUCAACAGUUAACAGACGAUGUCGCUAGAAAAAAGGCGGAUUACCAAAAGAGUCUAGAAUCAUACAAAUUGAUGAGAUCCCGCUUUGAAGAGCAUUACGUAAAAUCCGGAAGAGGUGGAAGAAAAUUGGACGAAGUGAGAGAAAAAUAUCAAAAAGCAUGUAGAAAAUUACAUUUGACUCAUAAUGAAUAUGUUUUACUUCUCGGCGCUGUUACGGAAUGUGAAAAUGAUUUAAGGACUUGUUAUUUACCGAGUCUUCUUAAUAGGCAACAAACAAUUCAUCAGGACUUUAUUUCUUCUUGGAAAAUUAUUAUGCAAGAUGUGGUCAAGUAUUCAGAUUUUACGACAGAUAAAUUUUUAGAUAUUCACACUCGUAUGAGAAAAGCAGUGGAUACAAUAAAACCAAUUGAAGAGUACAAGGAUUUCGUGGGAAAACAUAGAACGAGGCCAGCUUCACCAAUAAGAUUUACGUUUGAUGAAAAUCUCGUGGAAGACACAUCGGGAAAAUUAUUGCCAAAUAAAUUGACCGUCGACAAUUUAACGAUAGACUGGUUGCGAAAUCGUUUGUCAGAACUGGAAGCUUCUUUAAAAACAACACAGCAUAGUCGACAGGCUUCGCAAUCCUUGGACAAUAAUUGUGAUUCUAAAACAUCUCUAUUUGAUUAUUCACAAGAAAGAGAAGAGUUGAAACUUCGUUGUCAGGAAAAGAAAUUACAGAGACAGGCCGAAGUGAUAAGAAGUGCACUUAAUGAACUUGGUUGCGAAGAAUUGCCAUCAGGUUGUGAUCUUUCAGUCGAAGGAUCUUUCACGGAAACACCCACAAUAAGCAAAGUAAGUAAAUUACAAUUACAGAAAAAAACAAUCGUCGAAAAUGGUUUUUUCACGCUUAGACGAAAUCAACGAUUCAUGACAAUAAUAAAAUCUCCUUUUAAAUCAUUGCCAAUGAUUCAUGAAACGCAAAACGGAAUGAUUAGAGCUGGUAGCGAAGGUGCUACACCAAAAAUCGUCAAUGAUCCACCUGUUGUUCCCCUUCGUGGAAUAACAAAUUCAGCGAAUAAUCAAAAAGGAAGUGGAAAUUCUGGUUUAAUAGAGGAAGAAUGGUUUCAUGGUGUUUUACCAAGAGAAGAAGUCGUGAGACUUUUGGUAAAUAAAGGCGAUUUUCUAGUGAGAGAAACUACCAGAAAUGACGAGUGUCAAAUUGCUUUAUCAGUCUGUUGGGAUGGACAUAAACAUUUUAUCGUUCAAACCACUCCCGAGGGACAUUAUCGAUUUGAAGGACCGAUGUUUCCUUCAAUUCCAGAACUCAUAGUACAUCAAUUAAAAUCUGGUUUACCAGUAACUAGUCGAUCAGGAGCGAUUCUAAAAACUCCAAUUCUUCGUGAACGGUGGGAACUUAAUAACGAUGAUGUUAUUCUUUUGGAGAAAAUAGGACGUGGUAAUUUUGGAGACGUUUAUAAGGCACAGUUAAAAUCGUGUAAGACUGAAGUAGCUGUAAAGACAUGUAAAGUAACAUUGCCAGAUGAGCAGAAGAAAAAGUUUUUGCAGGAGGGCAGAAUUUUAAAGCAAUACGAUCAUCCAAAUAUUGUGAAACUCAUUGGAAUUUGUGUUCAAAAACAGCCUAUUAUGAUUGUCAUGGAAUUAGUUCCGGGAGGUUCUCUGCUUACGUAUCUUAAAAACAAUAAAAAUACCAUUACACAAAAAGAACAGCUUCGAAUGUGUAAAGACGCGGCUGCAGGAAUGCGUUAUUUAGAAUCGAAAUCUUGUAUACACAGGGAUUUGGCUGCAAGAAAUUGUCUCGUAGGAUAUGAGACAAUUGUAAAAAUAUCAGAUUUCGGAAUGUCUCGUGAGGAGGAAGAAUACAUUGUCUCGGAUGGAAUGAAACAAAUUCCAAUUAAAUGGACAGCACCAGAGGCUCUUAAUUUUGGAAAAUAUACUUCUCUCUGUGAUGUUUGGAGUUAUGGAGUUUUAAUGUGGGAGAUAUUCUCAAAAGGCGGUAGUCCUUAUCAUGGAAUGUCCAAUUCUCAAGCGCGAGAACAAAUUGACAAAGGUUAUCGAAUGCCAGCACCGGAGGGAACACCCGACGAAGUUUAUCGAUUAAUGUCACGUUGCUGGGAAUAUGAUCCAGAAAAUAGACCACAUUUCGAUCAAAUUUUUUCAAUAGUCGAGACUUUAUCACAAGCUUACUUAUAAAAAAAAAUUAGAUUUAUCUGCAAAAGUAAAAAAUGUUUUUAUAACAAAAUUUAUUCAAAUUUGAAUCGUUUUUUGAGAAUUUCAAAUACUUAAUUGUGAGAAAAUAUGAAAUUGUCAAAAUAUUUGUUGAAACCCUCGCAAGGGUAUUAUUAUUAUUAUUUUUUUAUUAAUUAAUUUCAACAUUAUUAGUGCAAUAUAUUUCAAGUGAAUUAUUUGUUAGUCGUUAAAGAGAACUUUUUUUUCUGUAUAAAGCAUUAUAAAAUGUAUUUUUUGUUUUAUUUUUAUUUUUUUAUAUAUGAGAAAAAAAGAAAUGUUCGCAGAGUUUAAUAAUUUUUUUUUUAAUUUUUUCAUUAUUUUCCAGAGUAUUAUAAAAAAAAUAGGAAUUUAUGUUUAUUUUGUAAGCGCAAUUUAUUUAGCAAUCUGUUAUAUUUUUUUCAAUCAUUUUAAAAUUAUAUAAUUGUAUAUGAUCGAUGAAACGUAAUAAUAUUAUUUUUAAGUCGCAAGUCAUGAAAUUACGUCCAAAUAUUUUAGUUACAAGUUAUAUUAGCGAUUUAAAGAGUGUUGAUGGAUUUUUUUUUAAAUAUAGAUAACAAUGUUUUCUACGUCAUCCUUUUUUUUUAAUUAAAAAGAAGUAUUUAUUCUGUGAUUUUCAUGAUUUUUUUCCCCCAGAGAGAGAGAGAGAAAGAGAGAGAGAGAGA
This is a messenger RNA of Leptopilina boulardi, 3721 nucleotides long. It is a transcript of the gene FER, whose product is annotated as tyrosine-protein kinase Fer. The record is from RefSeq and is a predicted model, not a curated record. Gene Ontology annotation, biological process: peptidyl-tyrosine phosphorylation. The transcript has 15 exons. Gene Ontology annotation, molecular function: ATP binding; non-membrane spanning protein tyrosine kinase activity. NCBI's taxonomy places the organism in Eukaryota, Metazoa, Arthropoda, Insecta, Hymenoptera, Figitidae. Bases 456 to 3023 code for a protein of 855 amino acids.